AUGUUAACAUUAGCAAUUGGUGAUCUAUUUAUACCAGAAAGAACAAUAGAUUUACCUCCAAAAUUUAAAAAACUACUAGCACCAAAUCCAAAUAAUUAUCCAUCAAAUCCAAAAAUUAAUAAAGUAUUAUGUUUAGGUAAUAUAACAAAUUCUUCCAAGCUUCUAAAAUUCUUGUAUGAUAUAUCAUUAGAUUUUCAAUUAACAAAAGGAGAAUUUGAUAAUCCAAAUAUAAUAUCUCAACAAUUACAAUUUUUAAUACCUACUUCCAAAAAUAAAAAGAAUGAAUUACCUCAAAUACCAAUGUAUAAUAAAUUUAAUCAUGAUAAUUUAAAAAUUGGAUAUACAAAUGGUUAUCAAAUUGUACCAAGAGGUGAUCCAUUACAAUUAAGUAGUAUAGCAAGAGAAUUAGAUGUUGAUAUUUUAAUUUGGGGUGGAACUCAUAGAGUUGAAGCUUAUACUUUAGAUGGGAAAUUUUUUAUAAAUCCUGGUAGUGGAACAGGAGCUUUUAGUUUAGAUUGGCCAGAAUUAGACGAUGAAGAGGAAGAGGAUAUAGAGAGAGAAGAGGAAGUAAAAAAGGAAAGUUCAAAAGAAGAUUCAAAAGAAAAAGGAGAGACCAAAUCAAAUGAGGAUACUGAGGAAGAAUCAAAAGAUGAACCAAAACAAACAGAAGAAGAUUUAGAAAAAGCCAGAGAAGAAAAAGAAAAAGAAAUACUUUUUGAAGUAACAGAAAUGAAUACAAAUAUUCCAUCUUUUUGUCUACUAGAUACAAAUGGUUCAACAUGUAUUCUUUACAUUUAUACAUAUUUUAAUAAUGAAGUAAAAGUAGAUAAAGUUACAUAUUCAAGGGAAUAA
Molecule: messenger RNA, 852 nt
Organism: Lodderomyces pseudojiufengensis
Lineage: Eukaryota; Fungi; Ascomycota; Pichiomycetes; Serinales; Debaryomycetaceae
Product: retromer subunit
Exons: 1
Coding region: 1-852 (283 amino acids)
Biological process (GO): intracellular protein transport; retrograde transport, endosome to Golgi
Cellular component (GO): retromer complex; endosome
Source: RefSeq, a predicted model, not a curated record